AUGCCCGGUCAUGGCCUCAUCAAUUACUUCCUUACCAGCAGGACUGACGAUACUCUUCAACAACAUGACAUAAGAACAACCAUACCACGCAUGGCACCACGAUUCGCUCUUACGCUGCCCAGUGCGAUACCACAACCCAGUCAAGGACCUGCGACAGACUUUGGCGAUCUUAUCAACACCACAAGCGCAGCAUCACCAUACUCACAUGGCCUCGAUGGCGUCAGUCAGACGGACAACUACCUCUUCAUCAAUAUCCUCAUCAUAGCAUUCUGCGUGCUAUUAGUGGUGGCGCUGGGGUACCGAUGGGUUCACAUGGGCAAUGCUCAUCUACGGCAUCUGCUUACGAUGGGCUCGCGGCGAGAAGAGGAUCAGAGAUUCUGGAUGUACAACCAUUCUCAAUACUGGCCUAUGAUUAAAAACAGGCUACUAUACUCGCCACUGUGGAAGGUUAGGCAUAACCGAGAAAUCCAGCUGUCGAAAGCUGUGAGCAUAGGGACUUUGCCUUCGAGGUUUCAUACACUCUUACUGCUGCUGUACCUGGCGACGAAUGUGGCAUGGUGUCUAGCACUGGAUUGGACGCGGGAAGACGAGUACUCAGUCAUUGCACAGCUGCGAGGACGAUCUGGAUCCCUCGCCGCCUUCAACUUGAUACCGACGGUGCUCUUCGCACUCCGCAACAAUCCGCUUAUACCUAUCACGCGGGUCUCGUACGACACCUUCAACCUCAUGCACAGAUGGUGUGCGAGGGUUGCAAUCUUCGAGUCAAUCGUCCACACCGUCUGCUGGGCGGUGAACGCCAUUGCGGCAGGUGGCAUGCAUCAAGUUCAUGUCUCGCUUGCGACGAGCACGAGCUAUGCUUGGGGAAUGGUAGGAACGUGUGUCUUUGGUGUGAUUUUGGUUCAGUCACUGAGCCCAGUCCGACACGCCUUUUACGAGACUUUCCUCUUCCUGCACCGUGGACUGAUUGUUCUUGGUGUGAGCGCAGUCUUCGUACACAUCUACAAGGCGAAUUUGCCACAGCUGCCCUACAUCCAGCUGAUCAUCGUCUUCUACGCCCUCGAACUAGCCUGGCGAGCUUGCCGGAUCGUCUACCACAAUGUCAGUCGGCAACACGGUAUCACGAAAGUGACAGUUGAAGCAUUACCCUCGGAAGCCUGCAGAGUGACAUUCGACUUGUCAAGACCAUGGCACUGGAAGCCCGGCUGCCACGUCCACGCAUACCUCCCAACCUUUGCACUCUUGUCAAGCCACCCUUUCUCGAUAGCCUGGGCGGAAAGCACACCUCGUGCUCAGCCACCCAUGAUCGAGAUGGAGAAGAUGGCUUCAACCGAUAUGAGCCUACAAGACAAGGUCAUGACAGAUCCCAGCCUCACACGCCGGUCAAUGUACUCAAGCAAGAGCAUGGCAGCACCGACAGUGAAAACGAUAGCAGAAGCCACGCACGCACCCGAGAGCACUAACAUCGCUCUCAAGCGCGACGCGGCCGUGACAUCGGUCUCACUUGUGAUGAGAGCACGAACAGGCAUGACCCGCAAACUCUACGAAGCAGCCAACAAAGCCCCGACCAAGACUUUGACCACUUGGGGCGCGAUCGAAGGCCCCUACGGCGGCCACGACCCCAUGACCUCCUACGGCACCGUCGUCCUCUUCGCCGGCGGCGUCGGAAUCACCCACUGCGUAGGCUACGUCCACCACCUGCUCCUCCAACACCAAGCCGGGACCUCUUCCACGCAAAAGAUCCUUCUGGUCUGGUCCGUCCCGAACACCGAAGCCCUAGAAUGGGUGCGAAAAUGGAUGGAUCAGAUCCUGCGGAUGGAGAAUCGACGGGAUGUCUUGAGGAUUCAGCUGUUUGUUACCAAACCCCGGCAUCGGGCGGAGGUGAUCAGUAAUACGGGCUCCGUGCAGAUGUUUCCCGGCAGGUGUAACCCGAGUACGAUUGUGGAGAGGGAAUUUGCGGAGAGGAUUGGGGCGAUGGGGGUGACAGUUUGUGGGCCUGGAGCUUUUGCUGAUAGCGUAAGGCAGGCUGUGAGGACGGUGGUGGAGGAGGGGGCGGUGGAUUUCGUGGAGGAGGCUUUUACUUAUUAG
This is a messenger RNA of Recurvomyces mirabilis, 2085 nucleotides long. RefSeq lists its product as uncharacterized. The transcript has a single exon. Gene Ontology annotation, molecular function: ferric-chelate reductase activity. The coding region runs from base 1 to 2085 and encodes 694 amino acids. NCBI's taxonomy places the organism in Eukaryota, Fungi, Ascomycota, Dothideomycetes, Mycosphaerellales, Teratosphaeriaceae. Gene Ontology annotation, cellular component: plasma membrane. The record is from RefSeq and is a predicted model, not a curated record. Gene Ontology annotation, biological process: iron ion transport; copper ion import; intracellular iron ion homeostasis.